This is a messenger RNA of Didymodactylos carnosus, 829 nucleotides long. Lineage: Eukaryota; Metazoa; Rotifera; Eurotatoria; Philodinida; Philodinidae. The record is from the annotation of a GenBank genome assembly.
AUGUUCAAAAACUAUUGCAUUUGGAUAUGGACAUUAAAAAUUGAACGAAUUGGUAAUCUCAUUGAAGCACAACCAAACGUAUUAUAUUCAAUGACGAAAGCAAAAUUGUUGGGUGAAGCGGCUAAUUGGUUUACAACAAAUCAAGUAACAUUGACAGAGUGGGAAGAAUUGAACGCCCAGAUGUUGACACAUGAAUCAAUCAUUACUUAUUACGAUUCUAUUAUCAAACUAUGUCGUGAAUAUGACCCUUCAAUGUCAGACAAAGUGAAAAUUUCAUUUUUAGAAAAGGGUUUGAAAGACGAAUUGAAGAUACAAGUGAAGCGACAAAUGAGAGCAUUAACAGAACAGAUACCACACGCAUUUUUACAAAUAGCAAAAGCGGAAGCUGAAUUACUGUCUGAAGUACAACUACCAUCUGAACAUAGUCGUAUUUUAUUCCACCCACGAUAUCAGCAAUUACACGACCUGCUUACUUCUCACAGCGCAGUGACUGAAAUUGGAAAUAAUGAUCACGCUGGCGAUGACAGUGGUAUCGGUAAGUGUGAGAUGAUUAAUUGUUGUUUCCUAUUACUUAUUGGUUCAAUUUAGUCCUUCACAAUGAUCUUUUCUUUUUUUUUCUUUUUUUUUUUUGUUGAGAUUCUGUAUACGAAUAAGGAUUAAAUAAUUAGAAAUAAGACUGCUUUUUUAUUCGUAAAAAAAAAUAAAAAUUGUAUCUAUAGCUAGACGUUUCAAUUUAUUUGCUAAAUUUUCAUCAGUAGCCAGACAGAAAAUUAAAAGUAUAACAUUAAAUUCAUAAUUAAAAACAUAAUAAAGUAUUAACGUUUAACAA